Molecule: messenger RNA, 4748 nt
Organism: Aspergillus homomorphus CBS 101889
Lineage: Eukaryota; Fungi; Ascomycota; Eurotiomycetes; Eurotiales; Aspergillaceae
Product: MYB DNA-binding domain protein
Exons: 2
Coding region: 54-4631 (1525 amino acids)
Biological process (GO): regulation of transcription by RNA polymerase II
Cellular component (GO): Set3 complex
Source: RefSeq, a predicted model, not a curated record
GGCCGUCUGCGGCAGGGCAGGCGGUCUCCCCGGGUGCUCAUACUUCGCCUAGAAUGCCGAACUCGACGAUCCCAACUGGCCCACGAGCUCUUCAACAACGGCCGUCUGUGUCUCGCGGUCCGCCAAAGCCCAAUAAACAAUGGGUCCGUCCUGGAUAUAGUCGUCCGCCAACUGGGCCAAGCUCGACUGUACCUACAAAACGGGAAUCCAUCGAUGAAAACGAGCGCAGUCUUUCGAUCAGCGAAGAACUCCGGCGUGACUCGCGUACCGAUAAUGAUGAUUCGGGGUCGGGGCCAGAGGCAGGAGAGAUUGUCAGUGAAAAGGAUCCCACCGAAUCCAAACUCGACUUUUCAUCAUCUCCACCUCCAGUGGCGCAACCAGAGUUGCCUCGUGAGAGAUCGGCUGCACCCCCGAAGAAACUAGAGACACCAGAAAAGAUACCGGAGAAGACGCCAGAGAAGAUGCGAGAGAAGACACCAGAGAAGACGCCGGAAAAGGCGCGGGAAAGGACGCCGGAAAAAUUGCCAGAAAAGACAGCGGAGGCACCGGCUAGUGUUGUGAUCCCCGAUUUCACACGGACUAGCGACGAAGAGGAAGACGAGAAUGUUGUCUUCACACAAGACUAUCUCGAUGAGCGCAAAAGGAUCUUCGAGAAGGACAUGAAGGCGCUUCGGGCCGAGCUUCCUCCAUCUCCAUUGGAAGAUCCUACUAUUGUGGCAUUACUAAUGCGUAUCCAGCUACUGGGUGCUCUUGCCCAUGCCACCGUUAAAGACAAAACACCAAGCCCUCCGCCUGCCCCGGAAAAGGAAAAGGUAGCCAGCGAUGAAGUUGCUCAGCCAAUGGACGUGGACAGCCAGCCAAAUGGAAAGGCCGAAAACCACGAACCGCUGACCAAGGAGGCCAUAGAGUCCGUACCCGCUGCCGAGGUACUCACCAUUGAGAAUCUACCAUUUCUCAACACGGGUCCCCCGACCCCAUUGUCAGAUCUCGACAUCUAUCAGGAGAAUGCAGCAGCUCACGAGCGGCUCAAAGACUUAUUACAUGGAGAGCUUAUGAAGCAACGUAAAGAGAUCGCUCAAAAGAAUGCUGGGCUACGGCUUGAUUAUCUUGCUCACUACAAGCCCUGGAGGCUAAAUGUAUGGGAAUUGGAUAAUGCCAAAGAAAAGACUUCGGUCACCCCCGGGCCAACCACGCCACCUGCUGCCCCUAUUCCUGUGACAGCUACACCUACCGUGGAAAGCGGGAGACGAUACAAAGGCAACAGCGAGCUGGAUUUCCAAAAUGCUCUUCGCGCUUCUGAGAUCUCAGCACAGGAGGAGCUGGAGAAGCGUCGCGGCAACAAGGCUACAGCACAGCCAGACCUGUCCCGCGAGGCCGUCAUUCCGGAUAUGCUGGAACCACGUGAGGUAAAAGCUCGUAUCUAUAAAGACACCAACAACAUCAUUGAUCCCCAAAAUGCCAUGGACGUGUUUGGCUUUCUGCCGCCGCCCAAUGACUUCACCAAGGAGGAACAUGGGAUUUUCACAGAUGCAUUCAUGGCACACCCCAAGAAAUGGGGCAAGAUCGCAGAGUCACUUCCAGGACGCGACUUCCAGCAGUGCAUUAUUCAUUAUUACCUUACUAAAGAAGAGAUCAAAUACAAGGCUAAGCUUAACAAGCGGUGGAGUCGUCGAGGAAGGGCCAGAAGAUCAGCCAGACCGAAGUCGAAUGCGCUCAUGGCUGAUCUGGGUGUGGUCAAGCCUGACUACGAAGGGGAAGAAGAGCCAGCGCCUGUCACUGAUACUGGUCGUCCCCGACGUGCUGCUGCUCCCACAUUUGGAGACUCUUCGGCGGACACGGAUGCGAACGGUCGUCGCGGGAACGCGUCCAAGGAUGGAGAACAAGCGGAGAAACCUAGCCGGCGAGGGCCUCGCACUGGCGGGGGUACUCGUGGUGGUCGGCGAGGCAAAGCUGCCCAGCAGCAGCAACAGCAACAACAGCAGCUACAACAGCAGCAGCAGCAGUUACAGCAGCAGCAGCAGCAGACACCGCAGCCGACCCCGUCUGAGCAAUCAGCUCAAACAACGCCGGUGCCAACUGUCGGGAUUGCCCUCACUCCCGUACCAAAGACAGAAAUAUUCGAACCCUCCCUUGAUGGAGCUGUUGCCGAAGUUCCGAUCGUUCGCAAGGAGCCGCAAGAGAAAGAGCCUAGCGAUGUACCACCUCGAGCGAGAUCAGGACGAGGACGUCAGAAAGAGGGGGUUUAUGUUUUCGAGUCGACCGAGCAGGAGGCCCCCGCACCCGCUAGGCAGCCCGAAGCCAGCGGAUACGGAUCCUUGCAGCCCACAAGUUACUGGUCGGUGCCCGAGCAACGCGACUUUCCCCUAUUGCUGGCACAUUUUGGCCGCGAUUUUGAGGGUAUUUCCAACUUCAUGAAAACUAAAACAACAGUCAUGGUUAAGAACUACUUUCAGCGCCGAAUUGACUCCGGUAAUAAGGAUUUUGAAGAGAUUGUUGCAGAGGCCGAGGCGAAGAAGGCUCGCGGUGAGCCAACUGGUCCUUUACCCGUGCCGAACUUCGCCUCGAAGCGACGCUACGAAGCUACACCCUCUGCAAUAAUCAUGCCCCGGCCUCUUGCUCCCCACACGGAUGCAGCAGUGCCUGAUGCGGAUGAAAGUCGGCUUGGGCCCAAAACCAAGCCAAUCGGGUCAUCUCAACAGGUUCCUCUCCAUACUCGCCCUGUGCAAGAAAAGGAGCGUAAUGUAUCGCGCUAUCCUCCGCUUGCACAGGCCAAUGCCGUUCCGAUGCCUAUCCUUGGCGGCGAUGACGCUUCCAGAGCCAUGCGCCCUCAGGCUACCUUGCCACCGCGACUGCAAGGACCACGCCUAGGAUAUUUCGCCGACGACCGGCGCGAGAUUCCAGGAACCGUGCUUUCUCAUGUCCCUGCUUCUCAUGCUCAAGAAGUGUCCAUCUCUUCCCGUCAAACGCCGGUGUCUGCUGCGGAAAUGGCACGUCUUGACCCACUCCAUGCCCAGGGCUAUCGGGCUGCUAAUGUCGACAUGCAUGGGUCGCCAUUACUUCCAGUACAGGCGGCAAUUCCUGCCUCCCAGUCAGUGUAUAUGCCACCCCAGCAUCAACCGUCCUUGAUGCCUACUGGGUCUCACUCGCGACAACCGAGCCUCACAAAGACCCCUAGCUCGCCCGCUCAACCACUUUUGGGACAUGAGCCCGAACACUCCCCUAUUCGGCGUGAAUCGAUAUCGCAGCGGCCGUUCUUUACACUGCCAGGUCAACCCGCAAGUGUUGUCCAACCUCCGGUUUUGUCGCCUCCUAAAGAGCUUUUCCGACCUGGGUCGACUCCGCUUGAGCCUCCCGAGCCGCCUCGUGUGCCUGCCAAACGGUCCAAUAUUAUGAGUAUUCUCAACGACGAACCGGAGGAGCCACAGCCACGGAAACGGUUCGCUAGCGACCAGGUGUCUACUCCUGCAAGCAACAUGGGAUCUCCUUCCCGUGCUGGGUUUGCCGGCAUGCAGUCAAUUCCCCAGCCGCCUCCUUCACGGCCAGAAGACAUCACCUUGUCGGCUCAACCGAAGGGCCCUGUCUAUGGGGCGCCCAGCCCAUAUCUUCCGCCCUCCCGCACGUAUGCUGAAUACCAGCCUUACGGCUCUGUAUCCGGGGGAACUGCUCCAGCAAAUAAUGAUUGGAUGGCACGGUUCGAUCCCAGAGCGCAGCAACCUCCGCCACCUCCGCAUCAGCAGCAACAGCAGCAACAACAACAACAACAGCAGCAGCAGCAGCAGCAGCAACAGCCCAGCGGCCGCCCGUCAGCAUCCCUCGCCUCUCAGCCCGCUUACUCUCCCUACACCUCGCAUCAAUCUUUGCCUGGCCCCUCGUUGCAGAACCUCACAACACCAUCGCCUGCUCCCACACCUUCACCGGCUGCGGCUCAGCGGCCUACUUAUCAUGCUACGGUAUACGCUCCGUCCCCUGUGCCUCAUGCUCAGGCCAGUGCGGCCGCAUCACGUGAAAUCGCCGCGCAGAAUGCUAUGUAUCGACCGGCGGUCGGCUCUCCCACGCCCCGUAAUGGUAGUCUUCCGUCCUAUGGAUCCAGACAGGGACCGCCCACGCCAAUUCAGUCGCCCGCUAAUAUACUGGGUAUGUCCUCCCGACAACCAGCUGUGACCACAUCGGCAUAUGUCUCGGCACCAGCCACGCCUGGAGCCGGGAUGUCUGCGCAGCAACAUGCGAACCAUCAGAGUUAUCAGCAACAUGUCCAGACUAUGGUCAACGGGGCUCAUCAACAGGCGGCGCAUCGGUCGGCGCUGGGACUGGCUGGCGCCGUCGCUUACGGUCACAGCACCCCGCCUCCGCAGGCUCAAAUGUCCCGGGCAGCGGGCCUGCCUGGGCCGGGCCCUCAACCGAUGGCCAUGGGCCGGUCGUACACACCACCCGCGAUCUUGCAACCAAACCCGGCCGGGGGACUAAGUUACGCGCCUAGUGGGGCUGUGCACGCUUUGCAAGCACGGCCCCCAGGGCCUGGGAGCCUCGAACCGGGGCCGCAUGGGACGCCCGGGCACCAUCGUGUGUACAGCCAGGGGUCGAAUCCAGGGCCGCUUCCUGGACCGAUGAAUCCGCAGCAUGCUCCACGAUAGAGCUCGGUAGGACUUUAUAUAUGCACAUUCCAUGACUAUGUCUAUAGUGUUUGAAUGGGGGAUGGAGGGGGAAACUGGUGUUUUGUAUUAUCUUAGAGCUUUCUUGCCUGUAUUGUG